This is a messenger RNA of Zasmidium cellare ATCC 36951, 2118 nucleotides long. RefSeq lists its product as uncharacterized. The transcript is spliced from 7 exons. The record is from RefSeq and is a predicted model, not a curated record. Lineage: Eukaryota; Fungi; Ascomycota; Dothideomycetes; Mycosphaerellales; Mycosphaerellaceae. Gene Ontology annotation, biological process: amine metabolic process. Gene Ontology annotation, molecular function: quinone binding; copper ion binding; primary methylamine oxidase activity. The coding region runs from base 1 to 2118 and encodes 705 amino acids.
AUGGCUACCGAAUCCGUCUCGACGUCACUGGCCCUGCGGGGCGCCGACAGCAAGCAAACCCAGAUUCACAGUCAUCCAUUGGCGCCUAUUAAUGCUUCGGAGAUUCAGCAGGCCGUCGCCCUGAUCAGGUCGCAAUGGCCCGAGGGCCAGGAUCUCCAUUUCAAGGCUAUUACCCUCGAGGAGCCGGCCAAGGCGGAGAUGGUGCCUUACUUGGAGGCGGAGGCGAAGGGGAGUCGGAGUCUGCCUGGGAUUGAUCGGAGGGUGUUUGUUACGUAUUAUUUGCGUAAGACGGAUAAAUUCCACGAGGCGGUGGUGAAUCUCUCCCGGCAGAGCAUCGAGUAUAAUGUUCGGCUGGGCGCGAAUCUGCACGCGCCUGGUGAUGGCGAGGAGAUUUCCGCUAUGGAGAGGAUUGCGUUGGAGGAUGAAGGCGUGCAGGCUGAGUUGGCUAAGUUGAAGUUGCCGGAGGGGGCGAAGGUGGUUGUUGAUCCGUGGAUUUAUGGCUCCGACGGCAUCGAAGACGACGCCCGCAUGUGGCAAUGCUUCAUGUACCUCCGCGACCCGCUCAACGCCACCGACGCCGACUCGAACCACUACGCCCUGCCGCUUAGCAUCUCCCCCGUCAUCGACUGCUCCAAGAUGGAAGUCAUCCGUAUCGAUCACCUGCCUACCGGGACGGAUAACACGAUCUCCGAACCAAAGCCCUGGAAGUCUCAGCCUGGCAAUGAGUACGUGCCGGAGUAUCAGAAAUUGAGGACCGACUUGAAGCCGCUGCAGGUCGUCCAGCCGGAGGGGGCGAGUUUCAGUGUGGCGGAGCAGGGGACGAGUAAUGUUGUUGAGUGGCAAAAGUGGUCUUUCAGAGUCGGCUUCAACCAGCGAGAGGGCAUGGUUCUCUACGACGUCCGAUACGAUGGCCGAAACCUCUUCUACCGUUUGGCUCUCUCGGAUAUGAACAUCCCCUACGCCGACCCUCGCCACCCAUUCCACAAGAAGUCUGCUUUCGAUCUUGGCGACGCUGGUGCUGGCAUCAUGGCCAAUGACCUCAAGCUGGGAUGCGAUUGUCUCGGCUCUAUCCACUACCUCUCUGCUACCCUUGCUGAUGACAAGGGUAAUCCACUCGAUAUGCCAAAUGUGGUCUGCAUCCAUGAACAGGAUAAUGGCAUUGGAUGGAAGCACACUAACUACAGGACUGGGCGUGCUGCCGUUGUCCGGAACCGCGAGUUGGUUGUGCAGAGUAUUAUCACGGUGGCCAACUACGAAUACAUCAUGGCCUUCAUGUUCAACCAAGCCGGCGAACUAAGCUACGAAGUCCGCGCCACCGGCAUCCUCUCCACCCAACCCAUCGACGAGGGCCUCGAAGUCCCCUGGGGCACAGUCGUCCACCCGGGCGUCCUCGCCACCCACCACCAACACAUCUUCUCCCUCCGCAUCGACCCCAUGAUCGACGGCUACCAGAACCGCCUCGUCUACGACGAAGCCCACGCCAUGCCCCGCAGCGACUUCAACCCCCACGGCACGGGCUACUAUAGCAAGGAAACCCUCCUCACGCACUCGGGCGGCUACGACAUCGACUACGCCGCCAACCGCGUCUUCAAGAUCCAGAACGCCGCGGUGCGCAACCCGAUCAACAACAAGCCCGUCGCGUACAAGAUCCACGCGCCGCCGUUCCAGAAGAUGCUGUCCGACACGGAGAGUUUCAAUUUCAAGCGGGCCGAGUUCGCGGAUAAGAGUAUCUAUGCUGUGAAGUACCGUGAUGGGGAACUCUAUGCCGGAGGCAAGUACACGAACCAGAGCCGAGGAGGAACUGGAGUAAGGAGCUGGGCGGACAGGAAAGACGGAAUCGUCGAUGAGGAUCUGGUCGUUUUCGUGCAGUUCGGUAUCAACCACAUUCCCCGCAUCGAAGACUUCCCCGUCAUGCCCUGCGAGACGAUCAAAGUCGCCCUCAAGCCCGUCAACUUCUUCGAGAAGAACCCCGCGCUAGAUGUGCCUCCUAGCACGCAGCAGUUUAACCAGUCGACGCUGCUGAGCGAGCAGCAUCGUCAGGGGGUGAGUGAGGGGACGGUGGAUGCGGGUGGGGCUUGUUGUGCGGUGACGGCGCCGGCGGUGGGGAGUAAGUUGUGA